UGACAGUCCACACUGUGAGCCCCCCCUUGUGGAAGAGCCUGCGCCUGACACCGUCUCUGUCAGGAACAACAGUGAAGAUGGAUCCUUGACUGUUUCAGAGUCCGACCCGAUCGAGGCCAUAGCUCGGUUUGAUUACUCCGGACGGACAAACCGAGAGCUGUCGUUCAAAAAGGGUGCCUCGCUGCUUCUGUAUCAGCGAGCCUCUGAUGACUGGUGGGAGGGACGGCACAAUGGAGUGGAUGGACUGGUGCCACACCAGUAUAUUGUGGUCCAAGACAUGUCUGAUGGAGGUCGGGGAAGUCCAAAGCCUGAUGUCGACUCCAGGGACCUGCUGGAGGAGAGGGUCUCCACUAGAGGGAGCGCUGCCUCUCCUACUGGAGCUCAUGUGGCUGACAUCUACCUGGCCAACCUGAACAAGUUGAGGAAGCGUCCGGAGUCUGGGAGCAUUCGAAGAACAUUCCGGGGAUCAGAGAGCGACAGUACCAGUCCUGGCACCAGCGGAGGGGGAGGGGUAAGAACAGCAUCCCUUCCGGUCGGCGGGGCUCUGGUGAAAGAAACUGGAGACAAAAGACCCGUCAGCGCUCACAGCAUCCUCAACUCAGUCACUCGCCAUUCCUCACUCAAGACCAAGGUGGAGAGUCCGCAGUUAAAGAAGACAACUUCAGCCGGACGCUCCAAGAGCUUCAGUAACCACAGACCACUGGACCCAGAGGUCAUCGCCCAGAUAGAGCACAGCUCACAGGACAUCGAUGUGUCCAUGAGCUCUGCCCUGAGUGAGCUCAGUAGGUCAGAGAGGCAGAGCACUUCCAAACAUACACACACCCCCGACGUGGUCCUGGACACACUGGAGCAGCUGAAAGGCAUGAGUGGAGGUGGCGGUGGCGGAGGAGGUGCCUCGGAGCCCUCCAGUCCGCUCCACACCCGUCUACUGCGGGAUGGUGAGGGCAGCUCCUUGCACGCUCACCCACUCCAGCGCAGCGCCUCGUCCGCCAGCGACGUACCCUCCUCCUUCCGGCCCAUCAAGAGCCAGCCGCGGAGCCCCCUGCCCUCUGCCACAUCCCCCUCCCUGUCCUCCUCCUCUCUCUCCUCCUCCGUACCUUCCUUCAGAGAGCUGCGCCCGCCGGCGACAAGACCAAAGCCGGUGGUUUUCCCAAAGAGCGGUGGAGGGAGUCCAGCGAUGGGCUCUCCGACAUCCACUGUUCCCCCAACACCUCCACUUCCACCUGCAGGCCACACACACUCACUCCCUCACACUCCUCCUCCUCCUCCUCCUCCUCCCCCUCCUCCCCAGUCCAAUGACAAAUCCUGCCCAGCUUAGAACCGCUCGACCCGAACAACAACACUGAUCCGUACAGACUCUUCUACCAGGUUGUAGAGAGUACUACAUUUGUUUCACAUAAGAGCCCUAACCCACUACUCGUGUGUAGCAUUCACUUCUUGUUGUGCAGGCGAAUGAUGCCUUGUUCCCUUUUGAGCGGUUUUCCCCGCCCUGUUCUGGCAGCUCCUGAAACUGUCACAAGGUGUAGGUCAGUUAACACCCUUCAAACACACUGGUUUUGUCUCUGUCGCCACAGAGAUUCCAGUGAUUCACAGGAUUUUAAAAUCCUUCAUAAGGGAACGGGACUCAGGAUGAACACCUCGAGCACCUGGACCUUACAUACAUUGGUUUGUGACGUGAUGAAAAUUGUGUUUGAGUGGGCAUGCAAGAGUGCUACCUGCCUUUACACACAGAGAUCCAUGUAAGGAACAAAAAGCACAGUUUGAUUUUUUGUAUAGUAGAUACGACGGUUUUUUUUCUCUUCUUAAUGACCCCAUGACUAGCGGACUGGAAGAUUUGAUUCCUGAGAGUAGACUGUGAAAUGCUUAGUUCUCGCUCUGUGUAGAAAUGACACACUGACUUGCUGCUUCAGAAGACUGGGGAGAAACGUGGAUGGUGAAAGAAAACUGGGCCAAAUAUCAGUGUAAGUCAUGUGAUCAAGAGUUUUAUUUGACUUUUUUUUUUCCUCCAGUGUUUGAUAUGUUGGUGAUUUUUUUUAAAAUUACUGUUCAGUACUAGUACCACAACAGGAGCAUAACGGUGCAGUUAUUCUCCAAUAUACUUUAAUGGCCAACAGUAAUUCUAAAUCCAUAUAUAGCAAUAAGAAAAAAAAAAGAGGAAGCUGGUAUUUUGAAGCAUUCUGCUGCUUCUCUCCUGCAGUCUUGUUAUGUGUGUAGGGGACCACUGAAACCCAGCAUUUUUAUAUGUGAUGUUGGACUGUGCACACACUCGCAUACACAUGUUUUCCAAGUCGGUGUGUGGUAGUGUUUCGUGGCAGCUAAACGCCCUUUCAGGUUUUCCUCGCAUGCUGGGGCCACACAGACGGCUGCCACAGUGGCGAGCUGGCUGGUUGCAUCAGUCUAUGUAUCCGCAGUACCAGCUUCAAACAAAGACCCAGCUUGCUCCUUUAAAUAUAUACUUAACAGAAAAAAGGGUUUUUAUUAUUCUAAUGGUGUGUAUGUAUGUUUAAUAAUCUAUAACUGGAAGCAUGGAGCUGAGGAUCCGCCACAACCAACCACCUCAUCCAGUGAGCUCUGAAGCAACGUUUGUUUUUAUUACUACUUUUUUUGUUUAUUAAUGAUCAGAAUAGGUUAUGGUAUAAUGUGGAGCUGUGGGUGUGCGCCUGUUUGAGCAUGUGUGGAGUGUAUAAAUCUAUAUAUAUAUAUAUAUGCACCUCACCACAGCCUUGUUCCACUCAUCAUAAAGGGAUGCUACCCAACAGCAGCAGCUGCCCGCAGAUUCACAGGAAAAAUGCACGUCUCUCUUCUGGAGUACCAGCAGCCUGAGUAAAUAUGCACUGUGUAUGUGUGAUCAGGUAAAAAAAAAAAAAAAAAAAGCCUGCAGGGAUACAUGAAACGUUGUCUUUUCUUCAGUUACUGCUGUAACACCAGUGGCAGCCCAGCUUUACCUAGAAACAGGAUGAGGAAUUCCGACUCCAAGGACUCAAACAGACUCUUCUUUUUUCCUGGUAUUAUUUGGUGAUGGAAAAUGCGAUAUGUUGUAAUUUUUUUUUAAUAUUAACUUCAAAUGUGGAGAUAUAACAUUCAGGGUAAACUGAAUAAAGCCUUUUUUUUCAUUGUAUUUCACUUUCUUGAGAAAGUAUUGAACUAAUUGUUGCCCUGGUGUUCCCUUUAAUCACACUUUUCCCUCCUCCACAAGUGUUUCCCCAAGAAUACAGCACAUACUGCAUUUCUGUAUAUGCUCUUCACCAGGUAAUGAAUUAUAAUUGUUAAACGUUUUGUUUUUCUUAAUCUCUGUAUACUGUUUGUGUAUCACCUGGUAUAUUUGUGUUGCUCUUACCUCAUCGUGACAACUGGAGGGACUGUGACCGUGCAAGUGUUUGUGGUCAACGGGCUCACACACACUCAUACGUAACAGACACGCAUGUGGGUGGUUGGUGUGUUUUGUCCUGGCUGUGCUGUCGAGAGGAGCUGGGACCCUCUGCGAUCUCAAAUCAAUCAUGCACUUGAACAACUUUUGCUUGUGUGUGGACUAACUGUGUGGGGAUGAUUUGUUGGAGUUGAAUAUUGUUAAAUAUGCAUUUUUUUGUGUCCAUUUGAAAACAGCAGAACUAAAAAAAACAGACUGUAAUGUCAAAUCUAUUUAUAGUUGUCUCUGUAUUAUUGGAGAAUCCUGUGUUCAGAUGUACUUUGUAUAUACAAUGUUGUACAUUACAGAGGUACACUCUUUUUUUGGUACAAUAUUGUACAGUAAUAGCAAUAGUAGUUUAAUCAAAUAGGACUUAUAUAAUUCUAUGUGUAGUUCUUGUAGUAGAUUUGUUUUUUAAUAAACAUUGCUUGCUAUAAA
Paralichthys olivaceus (Japanese flounder) is the source of this 3844-nucleotide messenger RNA. The record is from RefSeq and is a predicted model, not a curated record. NCBI's taxonomy places the organism in Eukaryota, Metazoa, Chordata, Actinopteri, Pleuronectiformes, Paralichthyidae.